This is a messenger RNA of Puma concolor (puma), 2244 nucleotides long. RefSeq names its product G protein-coupled receptor 149 (gene GPR149). Gene Ontology annotation, molecular function: G protein-coupled receptor activity; neuropeptide binding. Gene Ontology annotation, cellular component: neuron projection; plasma membrane. Lineage: Eukaryota; Metazoa; Chordata; Mammalia; Carnivora; Felidae. The record is from RefSeq and is a predicted model, not a curated record. Gene Ontology annotation, biological process: neuropeptide signaling pathway.
AUGUCUGGAUUUUCCAGUAACUUAUCAACAAAUGACUCUACCCUGUGGAAAGAAAAUCAUAAUUCGACGGACCUUUUAAAUCUGCCAGGAACUCUGAAUAUCUAUCUGUUUUGCCUGACAUGCUUAAUGACUCUUGCAGCCCUGGCAGGCAGCAUUUAUUCGCUAGUUUCCCUGCUGAAAACGCACAACAGAACCGUUGUGUCCAUGCUUGUGGCUUCCUGGUCUGGGGAUGAUCUCAUGAGUGUCCUGUCGGUGACCAUCUUCAUGUUUUUGCAGUGGCCAAACCAGGUCCCUGACUACUUCCAGGCUCUGUGCACCACCUCUGCCUUACUAUAUUUAUGCCAGGGCCUCUCGAGCAACUUAAAGGCGACUCUCCUAGUCUCCUACAACUUUUACUCGAUGCACAGGGCUGUGGGGAGCCAGGCAGCCUCCAGAAGAUCCGGCCAGGUGCUCGGCGUGGUGCUGACCGUGUGGGCAGCCAGUCUGCUGCUCUCGGCGCUCCCGCUGUGCGGCUGGGGCACCUUCGUGCGCACGCCGUGGGGCUGUCUGGCGGACUGCUCCAGUUCCUACGUGCUGCUCCUCUUCGCUGUGUACACUUCGGCCUUCGGACUCCUCGCCGGCCUCUCUGUCCCGCUCACUCACCAGUUGCUGUGUUCGGAGGAGCCGCCGAGGCUCCACGCCAACUACCAGGAGAUUUCCCGCGGAGCUUCCACUCCUGGGACCCCUCCAAGUCGGGGGGGAGUGCUUUCCUUGUCUCCAGAUGAUGCUCCCGGCCCUGCGCUGCGCUGUUCUGGGGGAUGCUCCCCCAGCUCCGACACUGUGUUUGGACCGGGUCCACCAGCGAGGGCACAGCUGGGGCAGGGGCCGGGACACGAGGCUGCCGCUGUGGUUGGAGCCUGCAGGCGUGAGAACCGGGGGACUCUCUAUGGCACCAGGAGCUUCACCGUGAGCGUAGCGCAGAAGCGCUUCUCUUUGAUCCUAGCGCUGACGAAAGUCAUCCUUUGGCUGCCCAUGAUGAUCCACAUGAUGGUCCAGCACGUGGUAGGGUUUCAGAGCCCUCCCUUCGAGACACUCAGCUUUCUACUAACCCUGCUGGCCACCACUGUAACCCCAGUGUUUGUCUUGUCCAAACGCUGGACCCAUCUGCCCUGUGGCUGCAUCAUCAACUGUAAGCAGAACGCAUAUACAGUGGCAUCUGAUGGGGAAAAAACCAAGAGGAGAGGCUUUGAAUUCAAUCUGUCAUUCCAAAGGAGUUACGGGAUUUAUAAAAUAGCACGUGAAGAUUACUAUGAUGAUGAUGAAAAUUCUACAUCCUAUCACAAUCUCAUGAAUUCUGAAUGCAAAACUACAAAAGACUCUCAGAGAGACACUCAUAAUAUCUUUAAUGCCAUAAAAGUGGAAAUCAGCACCACACCCUCUCGGGACAGUUCUGUACUAAAAGGGAUCAACAAAUGCACAAAUACUGAUAUUAUGGAGGCUAAACAGGAUUGCCACAGUGGAAAGGGUGUUGAUCCACUGAUUUCUGAAGAAACAGGAGGUGAUACAAACUAUGAAGAAACCACCUUUUUGGAAGGGCCAGAAAGAAGACUUUCUCAUGAGGAGAGUCAGAAACCAGACCUUUCAGACUGGGAAUGGUGUAGGAGUAAAUCAGAAAGAACCCCUCGUCAGCGUUCUGGUGGUGCCCUUGCCAUUCCCUUGUGUGCAUUCCAGGGGACUGUGUCUCUCCAAGCACCUACAGGGAAAACCCUAUCUCUUUCUACCUAUGAGGUAAGUGCUGAAGGACAAAAGAUAACCCCAGCCUCUAAGAAAAUAGAAGUCUAUCGAUCCAAAAGUGUUGGCCAUGAACCAAACUCAGAAGAUUCUCCCUCCACAUUUGCGGACACCAGUGUGAAAAUACACUUGGAAGUUCUUGAAAUUUGUGAUAACGAAGAAGCCUUGGAUACCGUGUCAAUCAUUAGCAACAUCAGCCAGUCCUCUACACAGGUCAGAUCUCCAUCCCUACGCUACUCGAGAAAAGAAAACAGAUUCGUUUCUUGUGAUUUAGGGGAAACAGCCUCAUACUCUCUCUUCUUACCUACAAGUAAUCCUGAUGGUGAUAUCAACAUCUCCAUUCCGGACACUGUUGAAGCACACAGGCAGAACAGUAAAAGGCAGCAUCAAGAGAAGGAAGGCUACCAGGAGGAAAUCCAGUUGUUAAAUAAAGCUUACAGAAAAAGAGAGGAAGAAGGCAAGGGUAACUUGUGA